AUGGCGACUACUGUCGCUUGCCCGUUGUGUCUUCACAGCUCGUUUUCGCAAGUAAACAAUUUCGUAACAGCAUUCCUAAAUUUCUUUGAAAGACCUUUGAAUUGCCCCAUAUGCGGUCACUUAGCUGGAAGUGCAACAGAGUUAAAAGAACACCUUAAUCAACACUUAACACCCUUAGAUGCCAAUAACGUGAAACUUGCUCUAGUUAGCCCACAGGACCCGAAAAAAUACGCCUGUAAACAAUGCGGAACUUUCGAAACGAACGACAUUGCAGUAUUGAGGUUACACGUAGAGUCGGAGCAUCCAGAAAGAAGAUUUCUGUGCGUGCAUUGCUGCAAAUUAUUUAAAGCUCAGGCUAGUCUUACAUUACAUUUGAGAAUGGCGCAUCAGACGGGAAGUUCAAUCGACCGCAAGCAUCAGUGUCAAUUUUGUCGCAAGAAGUUCGCAAGUCUGGGUCGCAAGCAGGCACAUGAGAAACUUCAUCAAUCGGAUCCAUCUGCAGUUUCAGUUAGAAGUCCAUCCGAUGCGAAAUUAGUCGAAUCUAGUGUUUCAUCACCCGUUGAAGCAGAGGAACCCAAGGCUUUGUUCGUUUGUCCGAUUUGUGACAAGACAUUCAAAAAGGAACAAUAUCUGCAGCAGCACAGUCGCACUCACGAAGCCAAAAAAUGGGAGUGUUCCGUUUGCCGAAAACUUUUCACGACCAAAGAAUAUUUACGGAAACACUCGCGACUUCACACUGGUGAGACUCCCUAUACUUGCGAUCAGUGUGGUAAAACGUUCACUUUUCAGCAGUCCUACCACAAACAUUUGCUCUACCACAGCGACGACCGACCGUACUCGUGUGAUCAAUGCAAUCGUCGUUUUAAGGAACUUUCGACGCUUCAUAAUCAUCAAAGAAUUCACACAGGCGAGAAACCCUACUCUUGCGACAUAUGCGGAAAAGCUUUUCGUCAGAGAGUUUCCUACGUUGUCCAUCGACGUAUACACACAGGAGCUUUGCCUUAUGUCUGUCUGACGUGCGGUAAAUCAUUCCGCUACAAGGUGAGUCAGAGGACUCACAAGUGCGAAGCUGGACGAGGUGUAGAAGGCACCGGUAUCAUUCGACACCGGCCUGAUUGGCUGGAACGACUAGUAACUGCUCAACAGCAACUAACAGCUCCGGAAGAAAAAAUUACUGUGGAAGUUGGGAAAUUGGAGAUUGCUCCGAAUGAGACUCCCGCCCUUGACACGAUGGACGAAGGGUCCAGCUUUUUCGAUUCAAAAACUUAUUAUGAUAACGAUUCCCUGCCCACGUUGGAUCUGUCUCAAUUAACCCUUAGUUUAGAUAGCGAUUUAAUAUUUCCCAGUUAACUAAUCAAAUACCUUUUUUUGUGUAGGUUUUCGAUUUUAGAAUCCGUGUUAAAAGAUCAACAAUAAUAUCUGCGACUUACCAGUUAA
This is a messenger RNA of Daphnia pulex (common water flea), 1437 nucleotides long. RefSeq names its product putative zinc finger protein 833. The transcript is spliced from 8 exons. Gene Ontology annotation, biological process: regulation of transcription by RNA polymerase II. Lineage: Eukaryota; Metazoa; Arthropoda; Branchiopoda; Diplostraca; Daphniidae. Bases 1 to 1350 code for a protein of 449 amino acids. Gene Ontology annotation, molecular function: DNA-binding transcription factor activity; RNA polymerase II cis-regulatory region sequence-specific DNA binding. The record is from RefSeq and is a predicted model, not a curated record.